GCGACGUCCCGGGCCGGCCAGGCUGCAAGCCCGAGGAGUUGGCGGCGGUGCGGGCUGCCGCGCGGCGGGUGUGCUCUAUGGACCAUGUGCUGCCACGGAUACCUGAAGUACCUGAGAUGCACAUUUGGGAAGACCUUACCAUCUAAAUGCUAAGCUGGAUCCAGGGCCUGAUGAGGAUGGUUUUGCAACAAGUUGGAAUAAGCAUGCAAUCGGUACUCUGGUCUGGAAAGCCAUAUGGUUCAUCUCGAAGCAUUGUCAGGAAAAUUGGCACUAACUUAUCUCUGAUUCAGUGUCCAAGAGUUCAGUUUCAGCUUACCAGCCAUGAGGCAGAAUGGAGUCCCCAACGCCCAGGCGAGGAGUCAGUGGCGUCGUUUGCCGACGUGGGAUGGGUGGCCACCGAAGAAGGAGAGUGCUCAGCAAGACUAAGGACUGAAGUCAUGCCAAAACCACCCCAUCAGGACUGCCUUCCUUCCCUUGAGAAGUCCCCAAGCAGGCAGAUUUCCUUCCCAAACUUGUCUCCAGAAGAUGCUCCACCGAAGAGUGCAGCCCUGGCCAAUGAGGAAGCACUGCAGAAGAUCUCCGCGCUUGAAAACGAGCUCGCUGCUCUCCGAGCUCAGAUUGCCAAAAUUGUGACCCUGCAAGAGCAACAAAACCUCACUGCAGGUGACUUAGAUUCUACACCUGUUCCUACAGCCCCUCCCCCUCCCCUUCCCCCUCCACCCCCACCCCCACCUCCCCCUCCCCCUCUCCCAGGACUCCACCAAAGUAUGUCUGCUAUUGACCUGAUUAAAUCACGGAGAGAGCAGAAAGCCAAUGCUGGAAAGACUUUGGCUAGCAACCCAAAGAAACCUGAGAAGCCAAACAUGCUAGAAAUCCUUAAAGAUAUGAACAGUGUGAAACUUCGGUCAGUCAAGAGGUCAGAACACGAUGUAAAGCCCAAGCCAGUGGAUGCUAUGGACCCUGCCGCCCUUAUAGCAGAGGCUCUGAAAAAGAAAUUUGCUUAUCGGUAUCGAAACAAUAGCCCAGGUGAACCUGAAAAAGGAAUCGCAAAGUCUGAGUCAGAGGCUACCUCAGAGACAGCCUUGUUUGGGCCACAUAUGUUGAAGUCUACAGGGAAAAUGAAGGCUUUAAUUGAAAAUGUUUCAAACUCCUAAAGGACAAUGAGCUGAGAAAGACUGUCCUGAUUUAGCUGUUGGUUUGCGAGGGCUGCUCUAGCUAGUAGAAAUCACCACUAUUGAGUAAAUGCCUGACUUCAGAAUC
Perognathus longimembris pacificus (Pacific pocket mouse) is the source of this 1260-nucleotide messenger RNA. RefSeq names its product mitochondrial fission regulator 1 (gene Mtfr1). Lineage: Eukaryota; Metazoa; Chordata; Mammalia; Rodentia; Heteromyidae. The coding region runs from base 147 to 1154 and encodes 335 amino acids. Gene Ontology annotation, cellular component: mitochondrion. Gene Ontology annotation, biological process: mitochondrial fission; aerobic respiration. The transcript is spliced from 8 exons. The record is from RefSeq and is a predicted model, not a curated record.